CCCGAACUGGCAGGAUCCUCGUCCUCUCUUCCCGACUCACCUUGACGCCUGUUAAGCAAAGUCAGAACAAUAUUUUACGAGCGCGCCUGCAAGCCAAACCUGCUGAGGAAGUGCCACCAAGAUGGCGCUCACCAUAUUGGGCCAAGCGCUGUUCUUCGCCAUAGCAACCGCCAUGGGUCUCUGGAUGCAGGGAUACGUCAAACUGCAAAUCGCUGUGCACGGUCCCUCCGUUCUCGUUCCCGCAAACCGAACGGAACCGGCCGAAUUCUACAGCGAGAAGUUUGGAGAGCACGCAUAUGUGACCGCAAACGACAUUACAUUCCAUUACGUUACCAAGGGCUGCGAUGUUGAAAGCCGUACAAUGCUGCUGUUCUUGCACGGUUUCCUGGACUUCUGGUUCAUCUGGAACAGACAGAUACCUGAGCUCAGCAAGGAAUUCUGUGUUGUGGCUCCGGACAUGCGUGGUUACGGCUACACCACCCGGCCAAGCGACACUGCCGAAUAUAUCAUGCCGAAGUUAAUCGGAGACGUCAAAGGGCUUCUUGAUAAACUGAACCCCGGCCACAAGCGAGAAGUUGUGCUCGUGGGCCACGAUUGGGGCGGCAUGAUCAGCAUGUGCUUCGCCACUUUGCACGAGAAAAUGAUUGACAAGAUGGUGCUCAUCAACAGUAUGCAUCCCAAGGCCUUCAUGAAGCAGCUUUUCCGCAGCCCUACGCAAAUGAGGAUGUCAUGGUACCAGCUUCCAUUCCGACGCCCUGUUGUGCCCGAGCAGUAUCUGAUCCUGAAAGACUUUGCCUUCUUCGACGAUGUGCACAAGGGCUUCACGAAGGAGGAGGAAUACGCCCACAAGUACAUGUACUCGCGGCCAGGAGCACUGACCGGUACCAUCAACUACUACCGCGCAUUUAACAACGACAGUGACCAGUUGAGCAAAAUACCCUACCGUAAAAUCAAUGUCACCACACUCAUCCUAUGGGGCAAAAAAGAUGAGUUCAUUACCACGCCCGUCGCCCGAUACAACCAAGAGUGGUUGUCGAAGUCGAUGGUGGUCUACUACGAAGGAGCAGGUCACUUUGCCCAGCGGGAAUGCCCCACGCAUGUCACCGAGCGCAUCCGCGAAUUUGCUAGCACCGGCAGCGUGAAUGUGGCCAAGGACACCCGUUGGUCUUGGUGGAAGCCGGCCAAACCCAUGUGCAGCGAGUCCAAGGAAGCAGGUGCUGGGUGGACACCCCAGAGUCUUCCUUUCAUUCCUGAUGGCGCGGAGCUUCCCAAAUCCAUGACACUAUAGAUACCUUCAGUCUCCGCAACUUUGCAGCUUUCCGCCGUCAGAAGCUAAAGCAUUGAAUAAAGUUGCUAUUCACGACGGAUUUUGAUAUUAUAAAAUGCG
Messenger RNA from Dermacentor silvarum, 1387 nucleotides. Its product is annotated as epoxide hydrolase 4. The record is from RefSeq and is a predicted model, not a curated record. The transcript has 7 exons. Lineage: Eukaryota; Metazoa; Arthropoda; Arachnida; Ixodida; Ixodidae. Gene Ontology annotation, molecular function: hydrolase activity. Bases 122 to 1288 code for a protein of 388 amino acids.